AUGUCUACUCUCUCUUUAACUCCAUUUUCCUUUUUCUGUAAUCUCUUUCUCAUCACUAUCCUUCUCACGUCUAAAUCCAAAGCAGACAACAACGACCACAACGACCAAAAAUUCCACUACUUCUGUGACCAAAACAACGACAGAGGUAAUUUCAUAACCGGUGAUACCUACGACAACAACCUCAAAAUUGCUUUUACGCGUCUCACUUACAACUCAAAACUUGAUAACGGUUUCACCAAUACCAUUUUCGGCGAAAACAACAACAAAAUACACCUGAUAGGAAUAUGUAGAGGAGACAUUAAUUCUCAAGAUUGUCGCAAAUGUCUCAUUGGUUCUAAACCCAAUCUCACACAAGCAUGUCCAAACAAAAAAGAAGCAAUUGGAUGGUACGAAGACGAGAAAUGCAUGCUACGUUAUUCCGACCGUUCGAUUUUAAACAUAAAUGAAAUUGGACCGGCUUAUUUUGCAUGGAACAUGAACAACGCAACAUUGGCAGAUCAAUUUAACGUUGCUGUGAAACAAUUGUUGAAUGAUUUAAAAAACAAAGCUAUAAAAGGUGACUCGAAUCGUAAGUAUGUUGUGGGAACAUUGCCAGGUCCUAGUAAUGGUGACAUAAUAUAUGGUCUUGUUCAGUGUACACCUGAUUUGAGUGGUCCACAGUGUGAUGAUUGUUUGAUUUCAUCCAUCGUUGAAGUUUCGAGAUGUUGCAUUCUAUCAACAAUCAGCAGCACCGGCUUCAAAUCUGCCAUGAAGAUAAAGGAAACACGUGAAGAAGUAUUGCUGCUAUAUAUAGUGGUGUCAGUGUUGAGUUUGUUGUUGUGCCUACUUUUAGCUGUGUGUCUGUUUGAGAAUAAGGAUAAUCAACUAAACUUUGAACUAUUUGUAAUAAGCACAGAUGCUUCAUUAGGAGAAUCUUGUGUAUAUAUGCUGCAAUAUGUUUAG
This is a messenger RNA of Vicia faba (fava bean), 942 nucleotides long. The record is from the annotation of a GenBank genome assembly. NCBI's taxonomy places the organism in Eukaryota, Viridiplantae, Streptophyta, Magnoliopsida, Fabales, Fabaceae.